AAAAAGGCCAAACCACCACCCCACAGAAACAGAUGAUGCGUUUGGUGCUAUCUCCACAAUUUCCACCGGCUUUCUUUCUUUCUCAAACUUCUCUAUCCCUACUCUUACUGAAUUGUCAGGGAUGUCGUUCCUGUAGCUUCCCAUUUUUGCUUGAACUCCUUUUCUCUCUCGAGCCUCUGAAAGCUGAAUUCUAAGCUCCAAUUCCCAGUCGGAAUUCGGCUGCGGUAUAAUGGCUGUAUGUGGGUGUAUAUCUACGGUUAACAUGAAUUGGCAGAGUGAUAUAAAGGGAACGAGAGGUAUAGGACCUCCCCCAGGAUUUGGUUAUAGGAACACAUCAAGCCAAAAAAUUUCGUUAGCUUUUGGAGGAAGCGAGUCCAUGGGUCUUAGAUUGAGACUUCCUUGCUCACGCCUUGUUAAAAGCAGUUUGAGGAAUUAUGGCUUGCAGGUAGUUUGCGUAGACUGUCCAAGGCCAGAGCUUGAAAAUACAGUUAAUUUCUUAGAAGCAGCUUACUUGUCUUCAACAUUUCGCACUUCGUCACGUCCAACCAAACCAUUAGAGGUUAUUAUUGCGGGUGCAGGGUUAGCUGGUUUGUCGACUGCUAAAUAUUUGGCAGAUGCUGGUCAUAAACCUAUACUACUGGAGGCAAGAGAUGUUCUAGGUGGAAAGGUUGCUGCCUGGAAAGAUGAAGAUGGUGACUGGUAUGAGACUGGCCUACACAUAUUCUUUGGGGCAUACCCCAAUGUUCAGAAUCUAUUUGGAGAACUGGGUAUUAAUGAUCGUUUACAGUGGAAGAAGCAUUCUAUGAUUUUUGCUAUGCCAAACAUGCCUGGACAGUUCAGCCGAUUUGAUUUUCCUGAAGUCCUGCCUGCUCCUUUAAAUGGAAUAUGGGCAAUAUUGAGGAACAAUGAGAUGCUGACCUGGCCCGAGAAAGUCAAGUUUGCUUUUGGAUUGCUGCCAGCUAUUCUUGGUGGGCAAGAUUAUGUUGAGGCUCAAGAUGUUUUGUCUGUUCAAGAGUGGAUGAGAAAACAGGGUGUACCUGAUCGAGUAACUGAUGAGGUGUUCAUAGCAAUGUCAAAAGCCCUAAACUUCAUCAACCCUGACGAACUUUCAAUGCAGUGUAUCUUGAUAGCUUUAAACCGAUUUCUUCAGGAGAAGCAUGGUUCAAAAAUGGCCUUUUUGGAUGGGAAUCCUCCAGAAAGACUUUGUAUGCCAAUUGUUGAUCAUAUUCAAUCCUUGGGUGGUGAAGUUCAUCUGAAUUCUCGCAUUCAAAAAAUUGAGCUGAAUGAUGAAGGGACUGUAAAGAACUUGUUAUUAAAUAAUGGGAAGGUGAUUGAUGGGGAUGCUUAUGUGUUCGCGACUCCAGUUGAUAUCUUGAAGCUUCUUCUGCCAAGCGACUGGAAAGAAAUUCCAUAUUUUAAGAAAUUGGAGAAACUGGUUGGAGUUCCAGUCAUAAAUGUUCACAUAUGGUUUGAUAGAAAACUGAAGAACACAUAUGAUCACCUACUCUUUAGCAGAAGUCCCCUCCUGAGUGUAUAUGCUGACAUGUCAGUAACUUGUAAGGAAUAUUAUAGCCCAAACCAAUCUAUGCUGGAGUUAGUUUUUGCACCAGCUGAAGAAUGGAUUUCACGCAGUGAUGAAGAUAUUAUUGAGGCUACAAUGAAGGAACUUUCCAAACUAUUUCCGGAUGAAAUUUCUGCAGACCAAAGCAAAGCGAAGAUCAUCAAGUACCAUGUUGUUAAAACACCAAGGUCUGUUUAUAAAACUGUUCCAAAUUGCGAGCCUUGCCGUCCUGUACAAAGAUCUCCAAUAGAGGGUUUUUAUUUAGCUGGUGAUUAUACAAAACAAAAGUAUUUAGCUUCAAUGGAAGGUGCUGUUCUUUCCGGAAAGCUCUGUGCGCAGGCUAUUGUACAGGAUUCUGAGCUGCUUGUUGCUCGGGGGCAGAGAAGGAGGGUUCAAGCAAGUGUUUGACUAAAUCUGGAAAUGAAGAUGGAUUCUACGUUUGGGGAUAAGCAUCAUUUUGAAAUUUCAAUCCAGUCACCAUUAAAGAUUCAGCUUCAUGGGGAGAUUUUCUAGAUUCUUGAAGUCAAAUGUCUUACUUAUAGACCAUGUGAGCAAUAGUACAUGAAGAAAAGCCGAUUUUAGAAGAUACGCGAUCAUUACUUCUUGUACCCUUUUGGGCUUUGCAAUGGCGGAGUGGAGAGUGACCCUCAUAUUGUAUAGCCGCAAAAGUAUUCGCAGGAAGCUCUUAGUUGAGCAUUCACUUGUAAGGUUAUCAAGAAAGAAUCAGGUUCAAAAUAUGGCUUGUAUCGUACUUGUAAGGAUGUGAUAUAUAUAUAUAUAUAUAUAUAAGUUUAUCA
Molecule: messenger RNA, 2358 nt
Organism: Prosopis cineraria
Lineage: Eukaryota; Viridiplantae; Streptophyta; Magnoliopsida; Fabales; Fabaceae
Product: 15-cis-phytoene desaturase, chloroplastic/chromoplastic
Exons: 15
Coding region: 230-1969 (579 amino acids)
Biological process (GO): carotenoid biosynthetic process
Cellular component (GO): chloroplast thylakoid
Molecular function (GO): phytoene dehydrogenase activity
Source: RefSeq, a predicted model, not a curated record